Beauveria bassiana ARSEF 2860 is the source of this 1059-nucleotide messenger RNA. RefSeq lists its product as uncharacterized. Lineage: Eukaryota; Fungi; Ascomycota; Sordariomycetes; Hypocreales; Cordycipitaceae. The coding region runs from base 1 to 1059 and encodes 352 amino acids. The record is from RefSeq and is a predicted model, not a curated record. The transcript is spliced from 2 exons.
AUGGCCUCCAAGCUCAAGUCUCUCUACGCGUUUGCACGGAACCGUGCUUCUCAGGAGACCAACGAUCCUCCUCCGGCUUACACGCCCACCGCCGCUACCUCUUCCAAGCCCGCCAUCGCUCCCUCUCCCGAGCCCAACGCCGCUCCCUCAUCCUCCUUCACGCCCACGACCACGGCUGCCGCUGCCGGCGCUUCAACCGACGAUGACGACCCCUUUGCCUUCCUCUGCGCCUUUGACACCGUCUUCCUCAUCGACGACUCCUCUUCCAUGAACGGCCGCGCCGGCUACUACUCCCCGUCCUCGCCCUGUUUCUCCUCGUGCUGGGACGAAGUCGCCGACGUUCUCCGCGCCAUUGUGCCCAUUUGCACCGCGCGCGACGCCGACGGCAUCGACCUCUACUUUCUCAACCACCGCUCUCGCUCACCUUCCGCUAUUUACUCGCCACCAUCCGGCAAAGCCGGCGGCGGCUACUACAACAUUCGCUCCGCCGCCGAGGUCUCUUCCAUAUUUCAGAGCGUGGUUCCUUGCGGCACUACGCCCACCGGGGAGCGCCUCGAGGAAAUUAUCAGGCCGUACCUCAAGGGUUUGGAAAAAUCGGCGGCGAAGCAACAGUCGAAAACGUCUUCUUCUUCUUCUUCCGCCGCCGCUGGAGGGGGAGAAGCUGCCAGGAAGAACAAGAAGGAGAAUAAGAAGCCCAUGAACUUGAUUGUGAUUACGGAUGGCAGGCCGACUGAUGACCCUACGGGCGUGCUCGUCGACGCCGCGUCGAGGUUGGUCGCGGCGCGCGCGCCGGUGGCGCAGCUCGGCGUGCAGUUCUUCCAGGUCGGCCGGGACGCGGGCGCGCGGGCGGCGCUGCAGGAGCUUGAUGAUGGGCUGAUCAAGUACUCAGGCAGGGAUAUUGUGGACUGCGUGACGUGGGACGACGAGCGCGCCGGCAGGGGCGUGCUCACGGCCGAGGGCAUCCUCAAGGCGGUGCUGGGGGCGGUGUCGAGGAGGCUCGACUGGAAGACCUUGGCUUGGAGUAGGCCAACGGUGACGAAGAAGCAUUGGAAUUUCUAA